Messenger RNA from Anneissia japonica, 424 nucleotides. RefSeq names its product delta and Notch-like epidermal growth factor-related receptor. NCBI's taxonomy places the organism in Eukaryota, Metazoa, Echinodermata, Crinoidea, Comatulida, Comatulidae. The record is from RefSeq and is a predicted model, not a curated record. Bases 80 to 409 code for a protein of 109 amino acids. The transcript has 3 exons.
UAGAAGUAGUUCCGUAUUUGUUGUAUAUAUUCGCACCAGGUUUUCAUCAAAUUCAUAUUUUUGUGAUCUGCAAGUCAUCAUGAAGGUUCUGUUGUCCGCCGCUAUUUUAUUGACAAUCGUUUUAGCUAUUGACGCUACAGCGUACUAUAGAAAUCCGUGUGAAACCGGUGAACAUAAAUGUAACCAAGGCCACAGCAAAUGUAAAUAUCUUGGCUAUGGAAAGUACGAGUGUAAAUGCGACAGUUGCUAUUCGGGAACAUUUUGCAAACAAUUUGACGACCCAUGUGAUGACGUCACUUGCCAGAAUGAAGGCACGUGUUCAUCCAACCGAGACACAUGCACUGCCACAUGCAGCUGUCGAACUUGCUAUACCGGACAAUUCUGCCAAACAGGUAAACAAAGUUUAUGAUAUUAAAAUGUGUAU